Gadus morhua (Atlantic cod) is the source of this 999-nucleotide messenger RNA. RefSeq names its product gap junction beta-4 protein-like. Bases 52 to 882 code for a protein of 276 amino acids. Lineage: Eukaryota; Metazoa; Chordata; Actinopteri; Gadiformes; Gadidae. The record is from RefSeq and is a predicted model, not a curated record. Gene Ontology annotation, biological process: cell-cell signaling. Gene Ontology annotation, molecular function: gap junction channel activity. Gene Ontology annotation, cellular component: connexin complex. The transcript has 2 exons.
GUGGUCCAAGAAAAGGGUUGAGGGUUGACCGACCAUACUGAAAGGCACAUCAUGAAUUGGGCCUUUCUCCAAGGCCUCCUGAACGGAGUCAACAAGUACUCCACCGUCUUCGGCCGCAUAUGGCUCUCCGUGGUGUUCAUCUUCAGGCUCAUGGUUGUGGCUGCUGAGAAGGUGUGGGGCGACGACCAGAAGGAUUUCGACUGCAACACGAGGCAGCCCGGCUGCCACAACGUCUGCUACGACAAGUUCUUCCCCAUCUCCCACACCCGCCUCUGGGCUCUGCAGCUCAUCUUCUUCACAUGCCCAUCAUUGCUGGUCGUGCUGCAUGUGGCCUACCGGGAGGAGCGCGAGCGCAAACACCGGCUGAAGUACGGCGAGGACUGCAAGCCGCUCUACGACAACACGGGAAAGAAGCGCGGAGGUCUGUGGUGGACAUACUUCCUCAGCUUGCUGUUCAAGAUGCUGGUGGAGGCCGUGUUUGUCUUCCUGCUCUUCUACAUUUACGAAGCCCCCUUCUUCCCGCCGCUUGUCAAAUGUGAUGAAUCCCCGUGUCCCAACGUGGUGGACUGCUACAUCGCCAGACCUACAGAGAAGAAGGUCUUCACCGUGUUCAUGGUGGUGACCAGCUUUGUGUGCAUUCUGCUCACUAUUUGCGAGGUAUUUUAUCUCUUUGGUAAGAGGUUCUGGGAGUGCUGUCGUGAACAACAGCACCCCGGUCGACACAACGGCAACUCCUUCGUCAUGGCCAAAAUCCCCCAGACCAGAAGUGUUAACUCCGUCUACAAAGAGCCUCUCACAUCAGAGAAGAUGACGAUGGUGGAUGGUAAAGGCCCAACGACUCCGGAGAGUUCUGCACCGGCGUACAGUCUGGCCAUCUCUUGAACAACAUACAAUUGUAAAAAAUAAUUAAACCAAAAAGGUUUGAAUAGAUGAUGGAAGGGUCAUGUUAGAGAGGAUGUUUUUUCUUAUACAGUACAUAUUUUGUUAGCCUGGCAACAU